Molecule: messenger RNA, 714 nt
Organism: Aspergillus pseudotamarii
Lineage: Eukaryota; Fungi; Ascomycota; Eurotiomycetes; Eurotiales; Aspergillaceae
Exons: 3
Coding region: 1-714 (237 amino acids)
Source: RefSeq, a predicted model, not a curated record
AUGCCUCCACGAGUUCGUCCCCUUAUUGACGGUAGCGUCAAGCCAUUCUUUCUUUGGUGCAUGCAUUGCCAAAGACGCUGCGCCGGAAAGUACACGCAGACCACUGAUCGUCCAUUCGAAAUUGACUGUCACUUCAGCGGCAAAGGGGGUAUUCUUUGUCACCGGUGUUCGGGCGAUAGCACGGCAUGCGAAUCAGUAGCACCAGGUAUGUUAGGAAAUGGAUGGGAUUAUUCUCACAUUCUUCGAUGGGCUGCUGGCUUUUGGGACAUGUGUGAGGACGAUGAGGAUGAAAACGAGUGGCCAGAGAAAGUUCGUAUAAGCGUCGCCAGUGCUCUGAAGAAUUUAAACAGCGCGUUCAACACCACGGAAAGGCUUCAUCGGCGUGCACAUGCACUGAUAUCCGACGAUCAUGAGGUUAUGGCGACUUACCGUGCUUUCGUCGAGCAACGCCGCCGACUACUCGACCAGCUGUCUGUUCCCGACGAAUAUGAAGAUGAGAAAGAGUGGGACAGUUAUGAGUCGUCGAGGCUCCUGCGUCUCUUGCCUGGGGACCCUGGGUAUAUUUUAUGGAUGGUGGCACUUCGGGUAUUUAGGCGGGCAAUCGAAGAUGCUAUCAACAAUCAUGUUGUCCUUCUUGGUUUAGACGAGGCUAAGAUAUGCGAAAUGGGGGACAGAAUCCUGGGGUUGUUCCCGGUUGAGUGCGAGGAAGUUUAA